This is a messenger RNA of Anastrepha obliqua, 382 nucleotides long. RefSeq names its product probable DNA-directed RNA polymerases I and III subunit RPAC2 (gene l(2)37Cg). The record is from RefSeq and is a predicted model, not a curated record. Gene Ontology annotation, cellular component: RNA polymerase III complex; RNA polymerase I complex. The transcript is spliced from 2 exons. Lineage: Eukaryota; Metazoa; Arthropoda; Insecta; Diptera; Tephritidae. Bases 56 to 382 code for a protein of 108 amino acids. Gene Ontology annotation, biological process: DNA-templated transcription. Gene Ontology annotation, molecular function: DNA binding; DNA-directed RNA polymerase activity; protein dimerization activity.
GUUCGAGUUUAUUCAUUCAGAAACGUGCGGUUUUCUAAAAUUCAACUCUAAAAAAAUGGGUGCUUUGGCAGAAGUUGCUGGAGAUGAAAAUAGUGGUGAAGGCUCCCGUACGUUUGUGUUCCAGAAUGAAGGACAUACAUUGGGUAAUGCGUUGAAAACAAUAAUAAGCAGAUAUCCCGACGUUGAUUUUUGCGGUUACACGAUUCCUCAUCCAACUGAGAGCAAAAUGCAUUUUCGAAUACAAUCGAGUCAAAACAGGGCUAUAGAUAUUUUAAAGCGAGGUUUAGAUGACUUGGAGUCACUUUGCGAUCAUACUAUAAACACAUUCGAAUCGGAAGUUAAAUCGUUUAUUGAAAUAAAUAAUAAAUCUGUUACGACAUAA